This is a messenger RNA of Catharus ustulatus (Swainson's thrush), 2159 nucleotides long. RefSeq lists its product as uncharacterized. The transcript is spliced from 9 exons. The record is from RefSeq and is a predicted model, not a curated record. Bases 1277 to 2119 code for a protein of 280 amino acids. Gene Ontology annotation, molecular function: protein binding. Lineage: Eukaryota; Metazoa; Chordata; Aves; Passeriformes; Turdidae.
GUUGAUUCCUUUUUGUCUGGUGACCCUGCUGAAAUGUUUCACUAACUCUGCUCUCCUCCUGUUGUUCUGUUGUCCUUGGCUUUUUCCUGGGAAUGCUCUCCAAGUCCUACCAGUGGGAAUCAAAUACUUCCCUGCAAUCCUGAAUGGGCAGGACAAAAAGAAAUUUGUUGCCUGGGUAACUCAGCAAAAUAACCAGGCCAUGCUCAUCAGAGCACUGAAAUAUCCCAAGAAAUUCUCUCUUUCUGCCUGGCUCAUCCCACACCAGUGCCCUGGAUUCCUGCAUAUGUUCAAACCAGUGCAGAGCUCAAGUGAGGAGGAGGCUGUGCCUGUGGAGUCACGGAUCAACAGGGUGUGAUUUACAGCUCCAUUACAGCCCUCCCCAAAACCUGGGUCCCAUCACUGCUGCUGGAGUUCAAAAGCCAUCUGUGAACUUCAGCAGGGACUCACAGUGCCCACAGCCAUACUGGGCUGCUGCAAUUCCACCCUGGAGCCCUGCCAACCUCUGCACUUUGGGUGAAGAAACAAAAAUCAAACGCGUUGUGAAGGGAAUAAUUCACUGGGCUGAUUCUCAGAACCUACAGCUUUAAUGAUUUAAGAAAAACACAGUAUAAAAACAGACACAAACCUGAUCUCUUGGUUCCCACCAAGAAAAGAAAUCUCUUGUUUUCAUUCUCAGCUGCAAGCUUGAAGAAGGAAACCUGGAGGAUUCUCCUAAAAUGGUUGAGCACGUUCAAGUGAGGCAAGAACGCCCAACAGAGCGAAGAGGCGCUCAUAAAAAACUCCCCUGAACAUUCAUGAAAUGUGAGCCUCUCUAAGUAUUUCCUUUUCAUCCAAUGGAUACAUUCAUGAGGCACUGAACAAGCCAUUCAUGAAGCAGGAGAUCUUUUAGGCCACGAAAAUACAAACUUAGAGUGGGCAAAGCCGUGAAAGCAAUCGGUGAAAGCGAAGUCGCCGGAGCGAGCAGCCCGGAGAUUCAGCUGGAUGAUCACGUAUCUUGCUACAGGUAUCACCAGCCUAUCUUUAGGCACCUUCUGGAAAGACAGCUCACUGAUACCAGCUGGAUCAGCCCAGGAAUUUGUUAGAUGUGCUUAAGAGAUUGGUAAGGAUAGCUGCUAACGUGACCGCGUUCCCUUGGCGACAGCGAACCCAUCGGGAUCCCGGCCAGCAUCCCCACACUUCCCUCUCCAGAGGAGGAACUCCCUCCUGGCCAGGGGCAGAGAUGGGAAGAUAAGCUCUGCCUGUAGACAAAUAGCCCUGUGCAAGAUGUGAGGAUUUCAUGCAGCAGCCAGACAUGUCUGAAAGUUCCUCAGGUCUGACUACAAGCAACCCGAAGUUCUUCAAGCCCUGCUCCUCCUGCUGCUCCAUCCUCAGUGAUGCACACACCACCCCACCAAUUCUACCCCAAACCAGAGGAACCCUGGGGCAGAACUGGGACUCCAGGCUCCCUUUCCCACUUCCUUCUGACUCCUUCAAGUACCUUGGCUGGUGUGACCUAGAGGAGCUCGGUGUUCGAGGAAAUCAGCUCCACUGCCCCCGAGUGAGGGAAGGGCCCUCAGAAGAAGAGCUGUUUUUCAGAAAAGAAGAACAUACUCUGAAAAAAAGAAAACAAGUAACUGACACAGAGAAAUGGGAAAAGAGGCUGCAAGAGAACUGGGAAAACUGUGCUGAGUUGAACCUUUCCUUCCAGGACCUGGGUGAUCUUUACCAGGUGGAAAACUUCCAAAGAAUCCUCCGCAGAUUAAUUCGGGUGGAAAAGCUGUGGCUGGUGGACAAUUCUUUGACAGACCUCAGUGCCAUAAGGUUGCCAAGAUGCAGAGAGCUAAAUGCAAAUAAAAACCACUUUACAUCCUUCAAACAGCUGCCAAAGAUCCCUCAGAUUCAGCACUUAUCUCUUGCUGAAAAUAACAUCACGACCCUAAGUGGGAUUUCAGACUUCAGGCACACUCCACUUGAAUCCCUGAUCCUCAAGAGGAAUCCCUGUGAGUUCCAGGAAAGAUACAGACAGCUUGUCUUCUCCAAUUUGCCAAACCUGAAAAUCCUGGAUGGUAUCCCAAAACUGCCAGAGGACUGUUCACCCCCUGAUGUCACGUUUUUUUACAGAAUCUGCACUAUACUCUAACACUGUAUUUUUGCUUAAAAGAGACAAUAAAUCCUGCCUA